Molecule: messenger RNA, 474 nt
Organism: Pungitius pungitius (ninespine stickleback)
Lineage: Eukaryota; Metazoa; Chordata; Actinopteri; Perciformes; Gasterosteidae
Product: parvalbumin, thymic-like
Exons: 4
Coding region: 36-368 (110 amino acids)
Cellular component (GO): cytoplasm
Molecular function (GO): calcium ion binding
Source: RefSeq, a predicted model, not a curated record
GCUGCCCCAUCCACCACAGCAGAGUCUCCUCCAGCAUGGCGAUCACCGACUUCCUCGCAGCUUCGGACAUCACAUCGGCGAUCGGCGCUUGCAAAGGGAAGGACUCCUUCAGCCCCAGGGCGUUUUUCAAGGCCGUGGGUUUGUCCAAGAAGACUCCAACGGAGAUCGAGAGUGUCUUUAAAAUCCUGGACCAGGACAAAAGCGGCUUCAUUGAGCAGGAUGAGUUACAACUGUUCCUGCAGAACUUCUCCAAAGGAGCGAGGGCCCUGACCGCGGCCGAGACCAGGAGCUUCCUGAAGGAGGGGGACGCAGACGGAGACGGGAAGAUCGGCUGGGAAGAGUUUUCUGCUCUGAUCAAGUCUUCAUAAAGCCGUGGGAUUCGUGGCGUCGUGAUCAUCUACAACCAGCUGUAGUAAAUUACACAGGCUCAGCCGGGGAUUUUAUGUGUUCAAAUAAAGAAAUGAAAUGAUGAAA